CUUAAUUUGCUAUUUACAAGGGCGUUACAGAUGUCCACGGUCCGGUCUCUCUGCCCCUGGGCGUUAUAAAUAGUAAAGGUUAAUUAGUUAGCUGAGAAAUUGGAUCAGGGGCGGGCAGUAAGAAUUUGAUCCAUAGACAGGUAACUCAAGCAAUCCCCAUUGUCACUGCAAUCAGACCUAUAUAAAUCCGCCUUGACGGACAGCAGUCACCACAUAGCCUUACCUCUCUGCUGGAUCACCGACCGGGCGAGAACCCCUGAACACGGAAUAAAAUGUCGCUCUCAUCUAUCCUUUCCGCUGAUGCCAUCGACAGUGCUAUCAAGGACUGCCAAGCACCAGACUCCUUCUGCCCCAAGAAGUUUUUCCAGCUGUGUGGCCUCACCAAGAAGAGCCCCCAGGAUGUGAAGAAGGUUUUUGCCAUCCUGGACAAUGAUGCCAGUGGCUUUGUUGAGGAGGAAGAGCUCAAGUUUUUCCUCCAGAGGUUUUCUCCAGGGGCUCGCGUUCUGACAGACACGGAGACCAAGGCCUUCCUGUGCGCUGCUGAUGACGAUAGUGAUGGCCGGAUUGGAGCAGACGAGUUCCAGGCCAUGGUCUUGUCCUAAACAGCUGUACUCCAUCUCUCCAACUCGAUCUGACCCCGCUCCCGCCCCUAUUCCACUGCUUCAAGGGCUUUCUUGGUUUUAGUCAAUUAUUUUCCAUACGGUUAGUUAAAAAAAAAAUGUGUUUCUUUUUAUUUUACAAGACUCGCCCUGGUCCACAGACAUCCACAUUGUCAUCAUGUUUUUAGUUUUUUUUUUUCUUUUUCAUAUGUUUCAGAGAUCAUAAAGCUGCAUUGCCCAAAUAAAUGUACAAUUUACCAAGUAACUGAGAAAAUAAAAGAAUAAAAUCCAA
Seriola aureovittata is the source of this 891-nucleotide messenger RNA. RefSeq names its product parvalbumin 8 (gene pvalb8). Gene Ontology annotation, cellular component: cytoplasm; nucleus. The coding region runs from base 273 to 602 and encodes 109 amino acids. The record is from RefSeq and is a predicted model, not a curated record. NCBI's taxonomy places the organism in Eukaryota, Metazoa, Chordata, Actinopteri, Carangiformes, Carangidae. The transcript has 5 exons. Gene Ontology annotation, molecular function: calcium ion binding.